AUUAACCAUUUCCCUUACUGCAAAUUUGUUUCCUGUAAUGCAAUUAUACAAUUAGCAUUUAGCAGAGGUGUUUUCAUGACUCUGGAGCCAGUUUACAAUGUAAUGCAGGGCAGAUCUAGUAAUGAGAGGCGUUAACACUUGGCUGAUACUGUAGAACUAAAACUGAACCAACCAGCUACAUGGUGUAUUUAGAAGUCUCAGUAUACCGCUGUACCCUAUUCUCCCGGUGCAUCUCACGUAGACAGUAAGUGCACACUCUUCAUACAGUCAGUAACAACUCAUCCGUAAGCUCCUGCCAUUACCAAUUUACCAGGUUCAGGGCUGUCCGACGCCACUUGCCCCCGCCCCCUGCAUCUUGUGUCUUGAGGAUUCCUUGGAUGGAGUUCCAAAAUAUGAAGGAGAGGGUGGAGGUUCCGCUUGAACAGUCAAACGGUCGACAAGCAGAGUUAUGGAUGUGUGGGCAAUAGCUGGCAGCUUCAUCAUUGCCAUCAUCCCAAUUAGCACCGCUGCUGAGAUAGUGUGCAGAAGAGACAGCCUGUGCCAGCGCCAGGAAGGUACCCAGGACAUCAAACAGCAGCCAGACUUUAUCCUCUUGCCAUACUAUGGAGUCAUGUGCCCCAGAUGAGUUCUUUCAAUCCCUCAACCAUGCAGAACAGACGUUUAAAAAAAUGGAAAACUACCUCCGACACAAACAGCUUUGUGAUGUUGUCCUUAUUGCUGGGGAUCGAAGAAUUCCUGCACACAGGUUGGUCCUCUCCUCUGUCUCUGAUUACUUUGCUGCCAUGUUUACAAGUGACGUGAGAGAGGCAAAGCAAGAAGAAAUCAAGAUGGAAGGCGUGGAACCAAAUGCUCUUUGGGCCUUAGUACAAUAUUCAUACACAGGUCGCCUUGAAUUAAAGGAAGAUAACAUUGAAUGCCUACUGUCAACGGCUUGCCUGCUGCAGCUGUCUCAGGUUGUGGAAGCAUGUUGCAAAUUCUUGAUGAAACAGCUCCACCCAUCCAAUUGUCUAGGAAUCCGUUCAUUUGCUGACGCACAAGGAUGUACUGAUCUGCAUAAAGUAGCUCAUAACUAUACCAUGGAGCAUUUCAUGGAAGUAAUCAGGAACCAAGAAUUUCUGUUAUUGCCAGGAGGGGAAAUUGCUAAACUUUUAGCGAGUGAUGAUAUGAAUAUUCCAAAUGAAGAGACAAUCCUUAAUGCUUUGCUAACAUGGGUUCGACAUGACGUAGAACAGAGAAGAAAAGACCUUAGUAAACUGCUGGCUUACAUCAGAUUACCUCUGUUGUCACCACAGUUCCUUGCAGACAUGGAAAAUAAUGCUCUAUUCAGAGACGACCUUGAAUGUCAGAAACUUAUUAUGGAAGCCAUGAAAUACCAUUUGCUGCCUGAAAGACGACCCAUGUUACAGAGUCCUCGCACAAAGCCUAGAAAGUCUACAGUCGGGAUGUUGUUCGCUGUUGGCGGAAUGGAUGCUACAAAAGGAGCUACAAGCAUUGAAAAAUAUGAUCUUCGCACAAAUAUGUGGACCCCAGUCGCUAACAUGAAUGGGAGGAGGCUGCAGUUUGGUGUAGCUGUGUUGGAUGAUAAAUUAUAUGUUGUUGGUGGCAGAGAUGGAUUGAAGACACUCAAUACUGUUGAAUGCUACAAUCCCAAAACGAAAACAUGGAGUGUAAUGCCGCCUAUGUCUACACAUAGACAUGGUCUUGGUGUGGCUGUUUUAGAAGGACCUAUGUAUGCUGUAGGGGGCCAUGAUGGGUGGAGCUAUUUAAACACAGUGGAAAGGUGGGACCCUCAGGCAAGACAGUGGAACUUUGUGGCCAGUAUGUCAACUCCAAGAAGCACCGUUGGUGUAGCUGUGUUAAGCGGAAAACUUUAUGCAGUUGGUGGCCGUGAUGGAAGUUCCUGCCUCAAGUCUGUAGAAUGCUUUGAUCCUCACACCAAUAAAUGGACCUUGUGCUCACAGAUGUCUAAGAGAAGAGGAGGGGUUGGAGUCACUACAUGGAAUGGAUUUUUGUAUGCAAUUGGAGGACAUGAUGCACCAGCAUCAAAUUUAACAUCUAGGCUCUCAGACUGUGUAGAAAGAUAUGAUCCCAAAACAGACAUGUGGACUUCAGUAGCAUCUAUGAGUAUUAGUAGGGAUGCUGUAGGAGUAUGUCUGCUGGGUGACAAACUUUAUGCAGUUGGGGGUUAUGAUGGACAAAGCUAUCUCAACACCGUAGAAGCCUAUGAUCCUCAAACUAAUGAGUGGACACAGGUUGCACCAUUGUGCCUUGGAAGAGCCGGUGCCUGUGUUGUGACAGUAAAACUAUAACGUGCCAGUGUUAGAGCACAUCUGCAAAGACUUUCACAUUCCCAAAGAGCUUGUAUUUCAGAAUACACACUAUUCCUUAUUCAGUGAUUGUGUUGUGAAUGAUAAAGCCCUACUAAUUAUCACUUUAAAUGAAUUUAAGCACACAUCUGCCGUGUAUAUCUUGCCUGUUACAGAUGUUAAACUAUUCAAAUGUAUUUAACCCUUUGUAAUCAAAUGAACUUUUUAAAUCCAUUGUACAUUUUGGGACAUGACUGAGUUUUGAAUUAUACGUAGUUCAGUUUGUAUUUUACCACAGUAAUGGGCUAAAUACUUUAUUACAAGAGAAGAUCACAACCUUGUGGGCUCAAUGAAGGAAAUUAAAACCAUGCAUGAGCAGAGAUGCCUAUUAAUAAACUGAUUAUAAUUUGGAAGCAGAGGCACAUGAGGGCAACACAGCAGGUCUGUUAGUUGGCAACAAGCUCACUGCAAGCACAGAUGGCAGCGCUGAGUGCUGUGCCAGGAAGUCGUCUGUCAUAGGAUUAGCACAGACGGAGAGAACCUCUAGAAUGGUUAAGUAUUAGGGGCGGGGGAUCCUAUCCAAGGAAUGAUUUUUUUUUCUUCUGCCAACCUCUCUUCCUGGCUAUAGAAUCAUUUUGUAAGUAUUUGAUGUCAGGCCAAAGAUAAGUAAAGAAUGAAGUAACUAAGGAAAA
Molecule: messenger RNA, 2998 nt
Organism: Bombina bombina (fire-bellied toad)
Lineage: Eukaryota; Metazoa; Chordata; Amphibia; Anura; Bombinatoridae
Gene: KLHL5
Product: kelch like family member 5
Exons: 11
Coding region: 603-2309 (568 amino acids)
Molecular function (GO): protein binding
Source: RefSeq, a predicted model, not a curated record